Dimorphilus gyrociliatus is the source of this 346-nucleotide messenger RNA. The record is from the annotation of a GenBank genome assembly. Lineage: Eukaryota; Metazoa; Annelida; Polychaeta; Dinophilidae.
CAUGACCACAGCACAAAGACUGGAGACCAUUAACAGAUGCAUGGGUCACACUAAGAGGGGCCUGGAUGAUGGAAGAUAUACUACAGGACUUAUCAAAUUGAGAUGUUUUAUGGCAGAAAAAUUGUUAGAUGAAUGGGAUAAACUCUUUGUGGGUGAUCUGGAGGACAGAGUGGCCGAGACAAGAAGGAAAAUAAAAAAAUGCCUGCCUAUGGUUGAAGGAGGCUACUCACCAAGGACAGACGAUCCACAAGGGAAGAACAUUAAUGGCAAUCAAAGGGCCAAGCCAAUAGCCAUGGCUCGACACGGAGCAGCAGCUGUUCCAGCACAAGAGGGACAUCUUCCUUAA